Molecule: messenger RNA, 648 nt
Organism: Knipowitschia caucasica
Lineage: Eukaryota; Metazoa; Chordata; Actinopteri; Gobiiformes; Gobiidae
Source: the annotation of a GenBank genome assembly
AUGUACAAGAGUUCAACAGCCUCCAUAAUUAUUGACUGCGAAGACAAGACUUUGCUUCCAGAAUUAGAAGAAUGGCCAUUGUCAUCUCCUGAGGAAGACUUUACACCCCACAUUUGUCAUUUGUGUUGCUGCCCUGAGCCGAUGAAAAUCUCUGCCAGAGGAAGACUCCAGUUCCUUCAACCUGGGCCCCUGAAGCGUGGCUGUCUUCUGAUGCUGGGAACCUCCCACCCCUCCCUGAUUCGUCUGAUGAAGACCAAGAGACUGACUUUGGAAAUAACACCCACAAUUCAGCAAUAUCAGAGGGGAAUGAUGACACAGAGUCUGAUGCUGGGAACCUCCCACCCCUCCCUGAUUCGUCUGAUGAAGACCAAGAGACUGACUUUGGAAAUAACACCCACAAUUCAGCAAUAUCAGAGGGGAAUGAUGACACAGAGUCUGAUGCUGGGAACCUCCCACCCCUCCCUGAUUCGUCUGAUGAAGACCAAGAGACUGACUUUGGAAAUAACACCCACAAUUCAGCAAUAUCAGAGGGGAAUGAAGACACAGAGUCUGAUGCUGGGAACCUCCCACCCCUCCCUGAUUCAUCUGAUGAAGACCAAGAGAAUGACCUGUGUGACACCCCAUGGAUGCAACAUUUCACUGAAGUGA